Messenger RNA from Hevea brasiliensis (rubber tree), 4205 nucleotides. Its product is annotated as calmodulin-interacting protein 111. Gene Ontology annotation, cellular component: cytoplasm; chloroplast. The coding region runs from base 440 to 3610 and encodes 1056 amino acids. The transcript has 13 exons. The record is from RefSeq and is a predicted model, not a curated record. NCBI's taxonomy places the organism in Eukaryota, Viridiplantae, Streptophyta, Magnoliopsida, Malpighiales, Euphorbiaceae. Gene Ontology annotation, molecular function: ATP binding; ATP hydrolysis activity.
UCCUACUUCAUCCCAUCCGUUCUUUUGCUUCAGCCCAGCCGUCGCCCUCCUUUCCUCUGAAGCCACGAUUUCUCUGAACCAAUAGCCUCUCAAGUCUCAUCUUACGCCGCCCAACCCACAAGCCCUCCCCCUCUGCCAUAGCCAGCAUCGUCUCAAUCUCAUUUCAGUUUUUUAGUAUCUUCUUCAACCUCUCUCUUAUCUCAGUCCUGGCUCUCGCUUCUUCACAGACGACCUUCAACCUCAAGCUCGCCGCUCCUCGCUGUUUUAAAACCUACUACGCUGAAGCACUGCCCUGGAUAAGUUCCAACUGCCCUGGAUAGGCUCCAACUCCUAAACUGCUAAGCCCUGGUGAUCUGGUUCAAGCCUUCGCCUUUGUUUCAUCCUUCAACGGUUCUAUGUUUCUUUUUUAGUUAUCUGUGCUCUAGGGUUUAAGCUAGAAAUGCCUUCAAAGGCGAAGAAGCAUUCAAAGACAGUUUCAGGGCUUUCAAAUUUUGAUCAAUCUUCGUCUCCUGGAGCACCAUCGUUGAUUUCUUCUGCUGAUUUAGAAAUUCGUGAGCAGGAUCUCAUCCUCUCUCUAGAACAAGCAUCAACCAGAUUUCCUUUUAUGAUUGGGAAAUCUGCUUUCAUUGGUCGAGUCACUGAUGUCGUUUCUGAGUCAAGAGGAUGUAAAAUUUGGCUUUCAGAGUCUUCCAUGGUUGCUUCUUCCCUUUCCCCUGGUUCCGUUGUAUCGGUUUCUCUUACUGCUUCAGAGAGAAGCAUUUCUAAUAACUUUCCUCUCAGCUCAAUAUUAGAUGAAUGUACUAGUCAGUUCAAGUUUGAAUCUGUGGAUCAAACAGCUAAUGAGUUAGGAAACUACUUUGCUUUCGCUAUGGUUUUUCCUUCCAAUAAGGCUUUGAAGGAUGGAGUGCGGUUGUCUUCAAACCUUUAUUGUACAAUGGGAUGUCCUGAGUCAGGAAGGUUUGUAUUUAUUUACCCUAUACAAAGUCAAUUUCUAACUGGUCUGGGAAAUGGAGAUAAUGAUGUACAUGAUAGAAAAGUUGAUAGUCUCAAAGUUCAUAACUGCAAUGAAUUGCACUUGGAGCUGGUUCCUACUAAGAAGAGGGAAAAAUUGAGCAAUGAUAUGAUCUCCAUGAUGAAAUCUGCAGAAAAAACACAUGAGCAAUCUGAAAAUGGGAAGAUUUCAUCCCCUAGGACACCUUUGUAUCAGCCAAAGCUAAUCUCUACUAGUCCUAGUCAAUUAGUUUCAUCAAGAUGUGAAGAAGCAACAUCUAAUUUAUUCAAUCUAAGCACUACUUCUGUUGAUUCGUUUGAUAUCAAAGAGUUCUUAAAGGAUGAAUGUGGCAAGCAACUUCUGCAGGCUUGUGCCACUUCAUGGUUAUAUUCUCGUAUUUUAAUAUGUGGAAAUCUUGUGGCUAUCCCCAUACUUUCGGAGCUUUGCCUUUUCCGUAUCACAAGUUUGAAUAAAAUGCUGGGAGAAUGUACAAAUCAAGAUUUGAUGAAAGAAAGAAGUCAUAGCAUAUAUCCUCAAUCUCAUGAAUUAGUAGACAACAUGAUAGAUGCUUUUUCCAUAAAACAUGAAACAAAAGUAUAUUUACAUCCACCAAUGAGUUUGGCAACUGAAACCCCCCAGAAGAGUGGCCUUCCAUUUGAGAGAAUUGACCGUGAGGGUUUGAAAAACAUUCCAGGACAUGAUAUAUCAAAAUUAGGUGGUCUACCUAGAGAAUAUGCAGUUUUGAAGGAUAUAAUUAUGUCAUCCAUGAAGAACUCUUUGUCAAGUCUUGGUUUACAACCAACAAAGGGAGUGCUUCUUCAUGGCCCACCUGGCACAGGAAAGACCUCUUUGGCUCAAUUAUGUGCUUUUGAUGCUGGUGUCAACCUUUUCUCUGUGAAUGGACCUGAGAUAAUAAGACAAUAUCAUGGAGAAAGUGAGCAAGCAAUUAAUGAAGUUUUUUAUUCUGCCAGUCGAGAUGCACCUGCUGUGAUUUUUAUUGAUGAGUUGGAUGCUAUUGCUCCUUCACGGAAAGAUGGAGGUGAAGAACUUUCCCAAAGAAUGGUAGCUACAUUGUUAAAUUUGAUGGAUGGGAUUAGAAGGACUGAUGGACUACUUGUAAUUGCUGCUACAAACAGGCCUGAUAGCAUUGAGCCUGCACUGAGACGGCCUGGAAGACUCGACAGAGAAAUUGAGAUAGGUGUUCCAUCUCCUAAGCAACGACUGGAUAUACUGAACACUCUUCUCAGUCAAAUGGAGCAUUCUCUUUCAGAAAUGCAGGUUCAAAACCUUGCUGUGGCUACACAUGGCUUUGUGGGUGCUGAUUUAGCUUCCCUCUGCAACGAGGCAGCCUUAGUUUGUCUUAGACGAUAUGCCAAGUCCAAAAAGUUGUAUGAUAUUUUACAUUCCAACGAGUCAUCUAUUGCAUAUGAAUCUCAUCUUGACAGUAUGAUAAAGGAAUCUGAUGGCCUGGUUGAGAUGCAAGACGUUUGUGCAGAUUCUAUUGGAACAGUUUCUGAAAUUUCAGAUAGCAAUGAUAAUGGGGUUAGUUCUAGUUAUAAGGAGACAUUUUUGGUGGAAAAUUUUUUUUUAAAAGUCACUUUCGAAGAUUUUGAGAGGGCCAGGAUGAAAGUGAGGCCUAGUGCCAUGCGGGAGGUGAUACUUGAGGUUCCAAAAGUUAAUUGGGAAGAUGUAGGCGGCCAGAGGGAGGUAAAAGCUCAACUAAUGGAAGCAGUGGAAUGGCCUCAAAGAUAUCAAGAUGCAUUCCUGCGCAUUGGUACUCGUCCCCCAACUGGGGUUUUAAUGUUUGGUCCUCCUGGUUGUAGCAAAACUCUCAUGGCACGUGCAGUAGCUUCUGAAGGUGGACUAAAUUUCUUUGCAGUAAAGGGUCCAGAACUUUUUAGCAAAUGGGUUGGUGAAUCCGAGAAGGCUGUGAAGUCCCUUUUUACAAAGGCCAGGGCUAAUGCCCCUUCAAUCAUAUUUUUUGAUGAAAUUGAUGGUCUUGCUGUUAUUCGUGGGAAGGAAAAUGGAGUUUCAGUUUCUGAUAGGGUUAUGACUCAACUUCUUGUCGAAAUGGAUGGUUUGCAUCAAAGAGUUAAUGUUACUGUUAUUGCUGCUACUAAUCGUCCUGACAAGAUUGAUCCAGCCCUUUUGAGACCAGGACGCUUUGAUCGGCUUCUUUAUGUGGGACCUCCUAACGAGACUGAUAGGGAAGACAUAUUUCGUAUCCAUUUGCGUAAGAUUCCAUGUAGUUCAGACAUCAGCAUAAAGGAGCUAGCUCAUCUUACUGAGGGCUGUACUGGAGCUGAUAUUUCAUUUAUCUGCCGUGAAGCAGCUAUUGCAGCCAUUGAGGAGUGCAUUGAUGCUUCUGAAGUAACAAUGCAACAUUUAAAGACUGUAAUUACACAUGUCCAGCCAUCAAGGGUUCAGUCUUAUCAAGACCUAUCAGCUAAAUUUCAAAGGCUGGUUCACUCUAAUCAUGGACAUGAUGAAUUACAAAUGCAAGAUAGCUCAACUGGAUCAAUCUGGUUUCCCAUCCGGACCCUUAUAAAAUCCGCCAUGCAGUUCUUAUAUCAUUUACUGGCUCCAGGCUCAAAAUCUUCGAGUCAUGCUGCAAGCUAACAGCAUGUCCCUCUACAAGUAGCGGUAGACAACUAAACAUGUCCUUAAUCCCAGUGGCGUUGAAACUUUACCAAUUGCCUGCCAUGAACAUGGUCUUCUAGGGGGUGAGAUCCAGAAUUCAGAUAGCCCGAUCAUGGUGGUAAAUAUCAUCACUACUUAAACAUAGCAUACUUAUGAGCAAAAUAUAGCUGGAACUUAUUUAUGAGACAGGGAUGGUGCAAAUUUUGUAUGGCUUUUUGGGUUUGUCUCGUCAAUUAUUGAGUGUAAGUAACUUCCCUUGGAUAUAUGAAAAGAUUGAUUGAUCCUCAAAAUUCAGAGCCCAGUUUGUCAUGGCCUUUCAAGACAGUCCACUUGAGUUAUGGUUUCAGAUUGAACAGAACAGUUGGGGCAGUAUGGGCCUUUUGAUGAUAUCACAGCUGCAACUUUAGUUUUUGCUAUGAUGGUUUCAAUUGAAAUUUCAGUUUUACUAUGUUGAUUUUGACAAUUUGUGGAAAGAGAUUGCUGAAAAUGUGGUGCUUACCUCUCUGAGAGAUACCAAUAUAAAAAAUUCAAUUUCUCUUAUAUGAAAUCAUAGAAAAGAAUUAUGUUCUUUUGA